UCUGACCAAUGAGCAUUGUCCCUUUUGAUAUCGUGGGCGUGUCCAACUUCUGCUGCCUAGACCGGAGCAGCCGUCCAUUAGCAGCAUCGCCACCACGACGGACUGCAACGUCUGCUGCCGAGAAGACGUUUUUUAACAUUCACUUCAUAAAGGAGUCACCACUGCUUCCAGACCAACAAUGCCUCCUCCAAUGCGCCACCGGUCCAUGCGCGUCUUCAUGAACGACGACCGGCACGUCAUGGCCAAACACUCGGUGAUCUACCCGACGCAGGAGGAGCUGGAGAGCGUUCAGAACAUGGUCUCCCACACAGAGCGUGCCCUCAAGGCCGUCUCUGACUGGCUGGAUAAGCAGGAGAAGGGAACAUCCAAGUCUGACUCUGAUCCCGUGGAAACCGAUAAAGACAGUGAGCACAGAGAUCAGGCCACCCGCUCUCUGCGUGGUGUGAUGAGGGUCGGCCUGGUGGCUAAAGGCCUGCUGCUGAAGGGGGACCUGGACUUGGAGCUGGUGCUGCUCUGUAAGGAGAAGCCCACCAUCACUCUGCUGAAGAAAGUCUCUGAGAACCUCCUCGCACAGCUCAAGGUGAUCACAGAAGACAAGUACGUGGUGACUCAGCACAUCCGUGAAGCCAGCAUCGUCAUCGAGAACACCAGGGAGCCCCCCCUCACCCUCACCAUCCACCUGACCUCCCCUCUGGUCCGUGAGGAGAUCGAGAAGGCCACCACCGGAGAAUCGCAUUCAGUCAACGAUCCCCCGGAUGUUCUGGACAGGCAGAAAUGCCUAACUGCCUUGGCGUCUCUCCGCCACGCUAAGUGGUUCCAGAGUUUCCCUCACAACUCAAUCAUCCAAAACAAAUCUGGGACUAAUACACCACGCAUCCAGGCCAGAGCUAACGGUCUGCGCUCCUGUGUCAUCGUCAUCCGGACCCUGAGGGACCUCUGCGCUCGUGUUCCCACAUGGGCCCCGCUCCGUGGCUGGCCACUGGAGCUGAUCUGUGAGAAAGCCAUUGGCACCGGGAACCGGCCCAUGGGGGCGGGAGAAGCUCUGCGGAGAGUUUUAGAGUGUCUGGCUUCAGGCAUCCUCAUGUCAGAAGGCGCUGGAAUCUCUGACCCGUGUGAGAAGGAACCCACAGACGCUAUCGGCCACUUGGACCGUCAGCAGAGAGAAGACAUCACAGCGAGUGCACAACAUGCCUUAAGGUUAUCAGCUUUCGGACAGCUUCACAAAGUGCUUGGUAUGGACCCCCUCCCCUCAAAGAUGCCCAAGAAACCCCGUAGUGAGACUCCUAUCGAUUACACAGUACAAAUCCCACCCAGUACGGCGUACGCUCCACCAAUGAAAAGGCCCAUUGAGGAAGAGGAAGGGAUCGAUGACAAGAGUCCAAAUAAGAAGAAGAAAAAGCUGCAGAAGAAAUCUCCAGAAGAGAAGGCGGAGCCUCCCCAGGCUAUGAACGCUCUGAUGAGGCUCAACCAGCUGAAGCCGGGUCUCCAGUACAAGCUGAUCUCUCAGACCGGCCCGGUUCACGUUCCCGUCUUCACUAUGGCUGUAGAAGUGGACGGAAAGACCUUCGAGGCUUCCGGGCCGUCCAAACGCACCGCCAAGCUGCAUGUAGCUGUAAAAGUCCUGCAGGACAUGGGCCUGCCCACAGGAGUGGAAGUGAAGACCGAGUCGAUAAAAUUGGAGGAGGCGGUCGUAGCUGUCACCGUGGAGGAAGUGAAACCGGUGAUAACACCCAUCGAACCUCCCAGCACUGCCACAGCCAACGCAGACGGCAGUGAAGCUGUUGAGACUGCUCGCCAACAGGGACCAAUAUUGACUAAACACGGGAAAAACCCCGUGAUGGAGCUGAACGAGAAGCGCCGCGGCCUGAAGUACGAGCUCAUCUCGGAGACGGGAGGAAGCCACGAUAAACGCUUCGUCAUGGAGGUGGAUAUCGACGGGCAGAAGUUUCAGGGCACCGGGUCCAAUAAGAAGGUGGCGAAGGCGUACGCUGCUCUGGCUGCUCUGGAGCGGCUCUUCCCAGAGGGCUCUUUAGCCGAGGCUGCUAAAAAGAAAAAGGGACCACCAAUGCACACUCCAGGUUUCGGCAUUAUGGGAGCCUCGGGGGCCGGAGAUGCUGCUUCACCCAGGGGCCGAGGGAGAGGCAGGGGAGGCCGUGGACGGGGCAGGGGCUUCAAUAACGGAGGAGGCUAUGGCCAAGGAGGUGGCUUCGGAUCGUAUGGUUACGGGAACAAUGCUAACUCCGGAUACAGUGACUUUGUCUCAGACUGCUAUGGCUACCACGAGUUUGCGACAUAAAUCCUCCCCCAGUCUUAGAAAACCAAAAAACAGUCCUGUAGAGAGAGCGUAAAAAAAAUGGACACAUUUCUCAGUAGUGUUCCAGCAGCAUCAUGAGCUCCCUUCACCACCAAGUCCGCAUCGCUGGGAUUAAAGCGACACCGACCACUCCUCCACCCAAUCCACUUGUCUUGUCCUCGGGGAGUCUACCUGCCACUGCAUGCAUGUAGAAAUAAGUCUGUGGAUGUCACCGGACCCCACUAAACUGCAGAUUUAUUGGUGACGACGACCAUGUGCAGGCCUGGGGCCAGGGCUUUCGUGUAGGCCUGGGGCCAGGGCGUUCGUAUCUGUUUAUUUGGAUCAUGAUUAAGUGAAGGCCUCCUGGAAAACAUCACACUGCCUUUUAGAUUAUUGUCAAGACUGCAUCACUGUCUCUAUACUGUUUACUUAUACCAGAAGACUGGCGAAUCAUGACUAUGGCUGCAGGAUUAUGAAGAAAUGACUGCCUUUGUGAUAUUGGAAGGAAUGAUCCCUUUGAACCAUUACUCACAUAAUCAUGACUUGCCAAACAAGGGUCUGUAGAAUACUGUUGGUUGGCCUGCAGCACAACAAUAUGUACAGUAUCUCACAAGUGAGUACACCCCUCACAUUUUUGUAAAUAUGUUGUAUCUUUUCGUGGGACAACACUGAAGAUAUGACGCUUUGAUACAAUGUGAAGUAGUCAGUGUUCAGCUUGUAUAACAGUGUAGAUUUGAGGUUCGGGUUUAGAAACAUUAAUGGCUGUGUUGAGUUAUCUUGAGGGCACAGCAAAUGUACACUGUUAUACAAGCUGAACACUGACUACUUCACAUUGUAUCAAAGCGUCAUAUCUUCAGGGUUGUCCCACGAAAAGAUAUAAUACAAUAUUAAAAUGUGAGGGGUGCACUCUUGUGAGAUACUGUCAUUGCUAUGUUUUUACCCAUUUACCAAAUAUUGUGCUUACUAGCGUUAGGAUAUGGCAACAGUCCAAAUUGAGAUAACGCUUGGAGUAAUUGUGCAGCCCUAAUCUUGACCUGUUUUUAUUCAAUGUGCCACCGUUCUCUCACUUCCAAUCAAGACUGAGAUGGUUUCCUUUUUUCAUAUCUGGUUUUUGUUUUUGAAAAAAGGUCUCCUUGUUUCUAUAGAAUCUGCUGUUUGUGUCAUAUCCAGCUCCACUGACUGCAUGAUGGUCUUACUUUGGUAGUUGCAGUAUCUCCUCUCUAACAGCAGUAGAAAAUGAACUGUUGGCACUCAUUUUGCACACACACACACACACACACACACACACACACACACAGACUGUUGCUGAAUUGGGAAAUAUUUGUGAAAGGAAGACUUGCUUUGGCUGUUUUUUAUAUGUCUUUGUUUUUUUUAAAUAAAUGUGAUGUCACCAUUCAUAAGUGUGUUACUCCAGGGUCUGAUUUAAUUUAGUAUGUGUUUAUACGGUGGAGCACUAAUGACUCCUCUUAAGCUCUUCUGGGUUCCCUCGUCUCCAAAGUCAAUGGAUUUUUUUUCAAAGAGUUUUUGAUUCGAAGCCUGAAAUGAGAUCUGUGAUUUACACACGAUUUAAGAGAUUAUAUGUCUGCAGCUCCUCUGUAAAAGUACCAGUUGCUAACAAGUGGCUCAAUGAGAUCACUGAAUGUCAUCAAGCCAAAAUUAGCCACAUUUAGCUUAGCGUGGUGACGUGAAAUCCUGUGAUUACUUCUGGAUUUAUGUUUGAUAAAUGAUGUUAAUAUGUAGGGAUUAUCCUCCAGAACGAAUCGUGCGUUUGCCACAGAUCUUAUUUUCUGCAAUAUUCCAAAAUCAAAAGGAAAAAUCCCAUUAGCUUUUUGUAGACGGAGCUGUUGCUAUGCUGACUUCCUGUUACAUCAUCCUUGCACCACUCUCUAUAAAUACAAUAUAUCAAGUUUGGCCCAAUUUAAGAUUGUGCCGUGUUAU
Messenger RNA from Eleginops maclovinus (Patagonian blennie), 4231 nucleotides. It is a transcript of the gene ilf3b, whose product is annotated as interleukin enhancer binding factor 3b. The transcript is spliced from 18 exons. Gene Ontology annotation, cellular component: precatalytic spliceosome. Bases 179 to 2296 code for a protein of 705 amino acids. NCBI's taxonomy places the organism in Eukaryota, Metazoa, Chordata, Actinopteri, Perciformes, Eleginopidae. Gene Ontology annotation, molecular function: double-stranded RNA binding; single-stranded RNA binding. The record is from RefSeq and is a predicted model, not a curated record.